Molecule: messenger RNA, 713 nt
Organism: Pomacea canaliculata
Lineage: Eukaryota; Metazoa; Mollusca; Gastropoda; Architaenioglossa; Ampullariidae
Product: prefoldin subunit 3-like
Exons: 6
Coding region: 70-618 (182 amino acids)
Biological process (GO): microtubule-based process; protein folding; tubulin complex assembly
Cellular component (GO): cytoplasm; prefoldin complex
Molecular function (GO): tubulin binding
Source: RefSeq, a predicted model, not a curated record
AUUAUUUCAUACCCCCAGCAUCGCCAUCUUGUUUCUGAAGUCUCGCGAGAUGAAAAUAAGCAAUCGAGCAUGGCGACUGAAACGUCUGAAAACUGUUCUGGAAUUCCUCAAUCUGACUUUGUGGAAAACGUGGAUGAGUUUAUGAAAAAACCAGAAAAUGAUAGUGCUGAAUCAGUCUUGCGGAGAUUUGAUGAGUUACACAGUAAAUACAAAUUCAUGGAGUACAACCUGAACACCAAAAAGGCCAGGUUAAAGAGUCAGAUCCCAGACAUCAGGACAUCAUUAGACAUUGUGAAACAUUUGCAGUCUAAAAAGGAUUCUACUGAAUCAUUGGAAACAAGAUUUUUGAUGUCUGAUCACCUGUUUGCUAAAGCUAAAAUUCCACCAACGGACAAAGUUUGCCUUUGGCUUGGGGCCAAUGUGAUGCUAGAGUAUGCUCUGGAUGAUGCAGACUUCUUGCUUGAGAAGAAUUUGAAUGCAGCUGUCAAAACUCUAGCACAAGUUGAAGAAGAUCUUGGCUUUCUUAGAGAUCAGAUGACCACACUGGAAGUCAAUAUGGCAAGAGUUUAUAACUGGGAUGUCAAGAGGCGGCAAGCAGAAAAAAUGUUGAAAUGUUAGUGGUUUUAGGGCUAUGAAGACCACAGUGGAAGAUGUGGAAGGUUUUAUCUUAGGGUAAAAAAAUAACUGUAAUAAAGUUUCCACAUUUGAUUUAA